Molecule: messenger RNA, 929 nt
Organism: Aegilops tauschii subsp. strangulata
Lineage: Eukaryota; Viridiplantae; Streptophyta; Magnoliopsida; Poales; Poaceae
Product: peptidyl-prolyl cis-trans isomerase FKBP18, chloroplastic
Cellular component (GO): chloroplast thylakoid lumen
Molecular function (GO): peptidyl-prolyl cis-trans isomerase activity
Source: RefSeq, a predicted model, not a curated record
UGUGGUGGCGGCAGGCGGCCGAGCGCGCGCCAUUCCGACCCACCAUCAUCCCUUCCCCAUGCCUCCUCCUCCGCCGUCCAUGGCGCCCUCCGCCCUGCCUUCCAGAACCUCCCACCGCCACUCCCUUCGCUCCCAGGCCCCUCCUCCUCCGAGGGAGGCCACCGUCCCCUGCUGCGUCUCCCGGCGGCGGGCCGCCGCGCAGCUCCUCCUCUCGGCCGGCCUCCUGACUGCCGUCUCGUCCUCGCCGCCGGCGCUCGCCGCCAGGAGGGGCCGCCGGACCAUCGCGCCGGAGGACUACGCGUCCACACCUGAUGGCCUGAAGUACUACGAUCUCAUUGAAGGGAAGGGCCCAACUGCCGAGAAGGGAUCAACUGUCCAGGUUCAUUUCGACUGCAUAUACCGUAGCAUCACCGUGGUGUCGAGCCGCGAGGCCAAGCUCCUCGCAGGGAACCGGAGUAUCGCACAGCCCUAUGUGUUCACCGUCGGAUCGCUGCCUGGAAAAGAGCGGAAGCGCGAUUUCGCAGACACCGCCAAUGGGCUGUUCUCCGCGCAGGCUUCGCCGAAGCCUCCACGGGCAAUGUACAUGAUAACCGAGGGGAUGAAAGUUGGGGGGAAGAGGAGGGUGAUUGUCCCUCCAGACCUGGGUUAUGGGAAAAAGGGGCAGGGCGAGAUACCGGCUGAUGCUAGUUUUGAACUGGAUAUAGAGCUUUUGGAAGUGAUCCCUCCUACAGAUAGUUGACCAUUUUUGCUUACACAUGGAAAAUACUGAUGAGGUACCUGUGAAGCUUCACAAAUUUUAGAGGGAUGUAUUUGCUUUAUACUUUUUUCGUUCUUAUCAAACGAGAGCUGUAACCGAGAAUAUGUUAAUAUUAUAUUUUGGCUGGACAUAUAUCGAAACGUUGGGACGCAAAGCUUUUGCGUUUUGUCGA